This is a messenger RNA of Brassica rapa (field mustard), 2363 nucleotides long. RefSeq lists its product as uncharacterized. NCBI's taxonomy places the organism in Eukaryota, Viridiplantae, Streptophyta, Magnoliopsida, Brassicales, Brassicaceae. The record is from RefSeq and is a predicted model, not a curated record.
UAUUUUGUUUCCUUUUUUAAAAGAUUUCGAAUUUGAAAUAAUGAAAUCCUAUUGGUUGGUGAACCUAGAGGUUCUGCUAUCAAUAUUACAUUUCCAAUAUAUAUACACCCAAGAACACUCAAAAUAAUAUGGGUUUCACUCAUCGACUAAUAUUUUAAACAAUCGUGUGUAUAUGCCAGUUUGAUAAUGUCUUCAAAACCAAUCACACUUUUUUAAUACUAGAUAAUUAUACUGUUACAAACUAUGAAAAAACUAAUCAAUUUAUAACGUCAAAUUUAGUAUGUUUCAAUUGUAUAUAUAAAAUAUUAAUGGCACACGGAUAUUUAGUAUAAAUUGUUACAUUCAUGUAUACGCAACAUAGCUUUAUACACGCGUUCGUUACAGAGUAAAGCGAGUUCUGGAAAUGGUGUGAUGCAACUCAAACACGAUUCUUGUAUAUUUGCUAGGAAGUUUCAUAAGUCACAUUUAUUUGAUAGACCUAUGAUAUAAAAAGUAAACGAUCUUAAGACUUAGGAUUCGUUAAAGUUUAUUUAAGAUAUUAAUGUAAUGCACGAGAAACUGGAUCAGCGGACUUGUCUAUCUUCAAAUUUAUUACACUGUGAGUGCAUAUAUGUGUAUAACGUUAACGUAUAAUACAUGGAUUCAUAAAAAUUGAUCUCUUUGCAGAUGAAAUAAAAACAUGUUCAACUUUCUUUGAUAUAUUUUUUUUUUGGUAGCAUCUUUCAUAUUUUCUAUGAAUCAAAUUUCUGUUGAAGUUACACAACUAUAUAUUUGGUAAUAUAUCUCUUUGAAGAUAAAUCUUAUUUUAUUUUAUUUUUCGACCAAAAUCUUAUUUUAUUUUAUUUUCUUCCAAGCCUAACGUGUAAAUUGAACGGUGAUUGAUUUAACAAAAGUAUUGAUAUAACAAAUUCUCAAUCUAGGAAAUUUAACCACUAGUUUUUAAAUAGUGUCAUGUUUUCCGUAUAGUUUAUACAUUUUAUGCUAUUCAUUUUCACGUUGAAAUCAGAUUUUCUUUCACCUAUUGGCAAUUACGACAUUUAGUUUAUAAUAUAUUUCCUUCCUUUUUAAUUAAGAUAUAUCGAAUAAAUCUACAAGUUAGAUGCUUUUAAUUUAUAAGGUGUAAUUAUUACUCUUUUCUAAAUCUACUCUUAUACUAUUUGUUAGUUAAAUGUGAAAAUUAAAUUAGUAUUUGAUUUAAGAUUAGAAGAGUUAUUGGAAACAUUUUUCAAAAUAUAUAUUUUAAACAAAAAACAAAUAUUUGGUUAGAAAUUUGCAAUUUGUGAAUCUUGCGAGGCUUCUAACCAAACGGUAGUCCCCGUCACGCUCUCUAUUUAUAGAGGAAAAGUCAAAUAAAUGACAUCCCACAAGUUUCCUUCUCUGUGAAAGCCCGAGAAAGGACAAAAGAUAACGUUCCCAGAAUAGCACCCAAACAUAAAUGCAAAUAAAGUUACAAGGGUAAAACAGUCAUUAUAAAUCGAUUUUAUAUUUUAAGGAGGUUCUUUGUUUCUCCACCUCCCAAGCUUCAACUGAAAACGACUCCAAAGCAACCCGCCUUAUUACGCUAUUAUAUUUUUAUUAAACAUUUUCUUUGAUUUUAUAAAAAUAUUAUUACUUAUGGACCGACUUUCCUAUAUAAUAACGCAUUUAUAUUUCUUUUUCUCCCAUAUAGAAUCAAUCCUUCCCUUUUGUUCUCUCUCAUUCUCCUUCUCCUCCUCUCAUUCAUAUUCUCCAUCGUCUGCUAAUAAAGGAAAACAAGAAUGGUGGACCUUGAAAGAAGAGUAUGUUGCAUGUGUGGUGAUGUGGGUUUCAUCGAUAAGCUCUUUCAUUGCAGCAAGUGCCUUAAUCGCUUUCAACACUCGUACUGUAGUAGCUAUUACAAAGAGCAAGCUGAUCCAAUUAAAAUCUGCGAUUGGUGUCAAUGGGAAGCGAGGAGCCCAACCGGAGCAAAGCACGGUGUUAAAAGUAGAUCGUCUAAGAGAUCGUACCGGUCGGAAUAUUCUUCAGCUCACCAGAUCAAACAACAAGAGAUUAACCAGAUUACUACAAGUAGUAGUAUUCCUCCAGCAACCGACAAGGGUAAAACCGGCGCACCUUCUCCGAGAUCGGCCACUCGCAGGUACAAGCUUCUCAAGGAUGUCAUGUGUUAGUAAUGUUUUCGAAGUAACCAAAAGUUGAGAGAGUUAUAGAGUAAUUAGGAUCUGAGAUAUAAUAAGACACAUAUACAUGUAUGUAAGAUAUAAAUAGGGAUGUCUUUGAUGUCGCUAUGAGUGUGAGAAUGUAAUAUACCUGCGGAGUUAUGUAUGUCAUGAAUAUGAUGAUGUUAGCGAGUGUUUUAAAUAAAUAGUAUUUUUGGCUUUGAAUGA